Molecule: messenger RNA, 1201 nt
Organism: Fusarium oxysporum Fo47
Lineage: Eukaryota; Fungi; Ascomycota; Sordariomycetes; Hypocreales; Nectriaceae
Product: hemerythrin domain-containing protein
Exons: 3
Coding region: 175-1065 (296 amino acids)
Source: RefSeq, a predicted model, not a curated record
CACACCUGCAUGAGCUCCCAUGACAUGACGAGCUAUCGAACCAUCAAGAAGUGAGCCCAGAAGCUGAAUCUUGAGUGGCUGUCUCACUCUCAAGUCGGACAAACGUGUCCCUCGUUGUACCUAUUUCGUCGCAUUUAUCUCCCCUCCCUCUCCUCUCUUCUUGUGUUCUUCAUCAUGUCUGGCCAACGUAUUCUCCUCUUUAUUGUAGCUCAGGCUCUUUUUGCUGGACUUGCUGUAUUUCUCGCUAAUUCGCCGUAUCUUGAUAUGUCCGCCUCACCGACUGGUAGCCAGCCAUGGGCUGAUGGACCUAUGAAGCUGGUGACAACACCGCAGUAUGAGACUAAGAAGACCGAUCUCUUCACCACAGGCGCCACUCACAUGGCGCUUUUGCACAAUGCCAUUAUUCGUGGCUUCAAUUCCAUCUACCUCCAAGCUCCUCACGUAAAGGACGCCGACAAGGCCGACUUCAUUGGAUAUUCUCAGACUUGGUUCAAGUUCGUCAAGUCGCACCACGAUGAUGAGGAGGACAACCUCUUCCCCAAGGUCCAAGAGCUUCUUGGUGACGAGCCAGUUUGGGACGAGACUCACCAUGAGCAUGAGUCCUUCCUUGCGCCCCUCGCCGAGUUCAACACAUACCUCUCAAACCUCGCCUCGCCCACUGAUCUCGACGGCGCUCAAGUCAUCAAGCUCAUGGAUGCCUUCAAGGAGCCCUUCGAGCAUCACUUCCACAGCGAAAUCUCCACCAUCGCCGCUCUGUCAAACCACCCCAAGGCUCCCAAGGAAGAUACCCCUGAAGGCGCUGCCGCCGGCCUGACCUUCAAGACAUGGGGCAAGAAGACAGUCACAAAGGCCGGCGUGCUCGAUGUUGUGCCUUUCUUCCUCCUGAACUUGGAUCGAACCGCCGAAGAGGGUAUGUGGGCUAACUGGCCUCCAAUGCCUGCGCCUAUCUCUUGGGGUCUGACAAAUAUCGCGGGUUCUUGGUACGGAAAGUGGUGGAAAUUUUCGAGCUGUGAUUCGCAGGGCAAGCCUCAGGAGCUCUAUGCUCUUCGGGGUCUGAAGCAGUGAUUGGGAAGUUGGGUUCUUUCAGUCGGGUUUCGGAUGAAACAUUGCUUGUGUUCUUCUUUGGCGUUGUUUGGAAGUGAAAGGAUGAAAACUAUAGUUUUAUUAGUCGAAAAAAUUCAAUGGAUCGGUGUGCCAACAA